GUGAAGUUAGACUUCGUACACUAUCAAGAGAAAAGAGAAGCAUCACUCUUGCCUUCCUGAAUUUCGUGUUGACUUUGUGAAAGUCACCGUAUAGCUAUCUUAGCCCAUCAGCUUCGGAUCCAUCUUUCAAGACUUUCUAUAUAUAUGGAACAAAUCUUUCCAAAAUCAGCAGCUCAAUUAUAUUGAUCAACCUCUAAUGGCUUUCCCUUCCUCUUUGCUUUUUUCUCUGCUCUGCUUGUUUCUUUAUACGUCCUCCUCUCUCGCAAAAACGAAAUCCGGGCCUAAGCAAUUAGUCCUCCCGAUAUACAAAGAUGCAUCCACACUUCAAUAUCUCACACAGAUUAAACAGAGAACUCCCCUUGUCCCCGUUCACUUAACCAUUGAUCUCGGAGGCCGAUCCUUAUGGACUGACUGUGAACACGGUUACAUUUCAACUAGCAUUCAGCCAGGUGGCUGUGGCACGACUCAAUGCCGCCUGGCUCAGGCAUCUAAAGAGUGUGAGCCCUGUCAACCCACUUUUCCAGUUGGGCCUGGGUGCACUAACUCCCCCACAUGCUGGAGAUUUCCUCAGAACACUGUCACACGCAGCGCUUCAGGAGGCGAGCUAGCUUCAGAUAUCAUCACAAUCAAUUCCACUGAUGGAAAAAGCCGAGGAGACGUUGUGAUUGUGCCUCAAUUCCUCUUCUUCUGCGGAUUGACAACAAUUGUCGACGGUCUUGCUAAGGGAGUCACUGGAAUGGCUGGUCUCGGAAGGACUAAAAUAUCAUUUCCGGUACAAUUAGCCUCUGCUUUAAAGCUCAAACGAAAAUUCGCCCUUUGUUUGAGUUCCUCAGCAACAUCAAACGGUGUUGUAAUCUUCGGUGAAGGCCCCUACAAUUUCCCUACUAAUUCGAAUGACUCCACCUUUCUUACAUACACAUCACUAAUCCUCAACAAAGUGAACACCGAGGUUCGAGUCCUUCGUGGGGAAGCUUCGGCAGAAUACUUCAUUGGCGUCAAGUCAAUCAGGAUCAAUAACAAACCCGUCAAACUCAACACCACAUUGUUGCAGAUCAACAGUAGCGGAUACGGUGGAACGAAGAUUAGUACUGUGAAUCCUUACACUGUCCUGGAAACUUCCAUCUAUAAUGCAGUGAUCAAGGCCUUUGUCAGUGAGCUAAAAAAUGUGACCAGAGUCCCAGCCGUGGCGCCUUUUGGAGCGUGUUUUAGCUCAAAGAACAUAGGCAGUACUCGGGUUGGUCCGGCUGUGCCAACUAUUGAUCUUGUGAUGGAAGAGAGUGGUGUGUUUUGGAGGAUGUUUGGUGCAAACUCAAUGGUGAGGGUAACCAAGAAUGUUAUGUGUUUAGGAUUUGUGGAUGGAGGUGAAGCUACUUUUAUUACUUCCAUAGUGAUCGGAGGACAUCAAGUUGAGGAAAAUUUGUUGACGUUUGAUCUAGAUAAAUCGAGGCUUGGGUUUAGUUCUUCACUUUUGUUGAGACAGAUAACAUGCGAGAACUAUAGGGUUCUUGCCCAUGCUUAAAGCUGAUUAAAGUCCAACGAUAAAAUGGUGACCAAGUUCUUUUUGUGUAAUAAUGUUUCGUUUCUGCUGGUUUCCGUCGAAUAAAGUGAUUGUCAAUUGGCAUGUAAAAACUUGUGGCUUUUAAGUUUCAUCUUGUGUUUGAGGCCUUGAGCAUAGUUUCCUUCUUUAUAAGCAAGAUAAAAUCCCAGUCAACUUUGUGUA
Molecule: messenger RNA, 1720 nt
Organism: Daucus carota subsp. sativus
Lineage: Eukaryota; Viridiplantae; Streptophyta; Magnoliopsida; Apiales; Apiaceae
Product: probable aspartic proteinase GIP2
Exons: 1
Coding region: 197-1519 (440 amino acids)
Biological process (GO): proteolysis
Molecular function (GO): aspartic-type endopeptidase activity
Source: RefSeq, a predicted model, not a curated record